Messenger RNA from Lizanozyma spartinae, 1320 nucleotides. It is a transcript of the gene GAL4, whose product is annotated as galactose-responsive transcription factor. The transcript has a single exon. The coding region runs from base 1 to 1320 and encodes 439 amino acids. Lineage: Eukaryota; Fungi; Ascomycota; Pichiomycetes; Serinales; Debaryomycetaceae. Gene Ontology annotation, biological process: regulation of DNA-templated transcription. Gene Ontology annotation, molecular function: DNA-binding transcription factor activity, RNA polymerase II-specific; zinc ion binding. The record is from RefSeq and is a predicted model, not a curated record.
AUGUGUGGACUGGAUAAAUACCCCCAAAUGUCUGCUACUUCGGAUUUAAAAUCCAUACCGCCUACUACAGCAGAUCAUAUGGAAGAAGUGAAUAUCGGAGAAGAAGAAUCUCAUUCUUCAAUCAAUUCCUUUGCCAAAAGCAUAGAACAAGCAUGUGAUUCAUGUCGCAAACGCAAGCUAAAGUGCAGCAAGGAAUACCCUAGAUGCUCCAAAUGUAUUAACCAUGAUCGCAAGUGUAACUAUUCUCCAAGAGUCGUGAGAUCACCUUUGACUAGAGCACAUUUAACUUCUGUUGAAAACAGAGUGAAACUGUUAGAGGCUUUAGUAUAUUGGUUAGUUAAUGGGGAUUAUGACGUUGACGAUUUGUUGCAUCGUGAUCAUUAUGUCAAAGCUCUUGAGCCUCAUAGAACCGCAUUAAUCAAUUUACCAGUGACGGUGGAUGGUGAAAAGAGUGAAAUCUCAUCAAGCCAUGGUGUUGGAAAUUCGGUAGUGGCUUCGCCCAGUUCUAAAUCUCCGGGUUCUGAUGAUGGUAACCCCGAUACUUCAAAAUCUAUUUCUUCAACAGCUACCAACUUAGGUACUAAGACGGCCAUAAUUAAGAAAGAAGAAAGUGAGAGCAAAUAUUCAUCCUCCAAUAGUCAAACAAGUGGUGAUACCAUUAAGAAUGAACAAACUUUUAAAUCAAUUCAGAGCCUACAAGAAAUGCUGUUACAAAUGAUGAAAACAAGAACUGUUAAGAAGCCAACAGUUGUACCUGAAGCGCAUCAAACUUCCAAUAGCAAUAGCAGUACUGCACCCAACCUGCCCCAAUUCUCCAUCUAUUCAUCUGUCACUGCUAACCAUGAAGAUGUAAGUCAUAUGAACCGUUCAUUAACUAACUCAACUGUACACAUGAGUGAUACAGAGUUUGAUAAGUUGAAACAGGAUGUCAUUAUGGAUUUUACUUUGAAUAAUAUUCAAGUUUCCCCAAGUGUUAUGGUGGGUUCAUCAUCAUCAAUGUCAGAACUAUCUCAAUUGACCUCUUCCAACACUUCGGUUUCCACAUGUGCUUCUAUGCUUAAUGGAACUGUUUCUCGAAAAUCUAUAAACUCUACACCCUCUGUCUUAUCACUCCAUGAGUUCGCCUACGAUGACGUCACUACCGACGAUGAAUUAACUCAACCUAUCGUGAAAAAACAACGCAUUAAUCCUAUGCCUACCAUCAACAGUAUGGGUACGUCGAGCCUACUUGGCUCGGGCAUUGUUCCUACCUCGGAAGAGAUCAAGGCUGAAUUUGAUCCAUUUGAUGCAUAUGUUCUCAAUGAAGAGUACUGGGAUUAA